UAUUUCGAACGACAUUGUUAAUUUCAGAGUUGUAUCAUCUCGGAGCUCUGUGCGUGAAACUUCCACUCCACCAAGAUCUUCAUCUUCGAAUCGAACCCCCUUUGGCCUCCAGAAUCCAGAUUGGAUGAGUCUCCAGCAUUUUCGUUGGUGGGUAUUAAAUAUUUGGUUAGAAAACAAUUGAUAGAUUCCGAUGGAGGAACUUCCUGUUGAGGUUAUUGGGGAAAUAUUGUCUCGGGUUGAAACAGCCAGAGAUAUUGUAUUGGCCUCAGCUACAUGUAGAAAAUGGAGACAAGCUUUCACAAAACACCUUCAUACCCUUUCAUUCAAUUCCAAUGAUUUGCCUGGUUAUGGGGAUUUAACAUCUAGUAGACAUGAAAUCUUGAUAACCCAAACCAUUUUUCAGACCACAGGUUUACAAAGACUGUCCAUUUUGAAGUAUUAUGAUAAUGAUGAUGAUGAGUUCUCAGCUUCAGCUCUUGUGGCAUGGCUAAUGUAUACUAGAGAAACACUUCGCCAGUUGUUUUAUAAUGUAAAGACAACUCCCAGUAUAAACAUUCUUGAGUUGUGUGGGAGGCAGCAGCAGCUGGAAAAGUUGGUUUUGGGUCAUAAUUCAAUCAUAGGAGUUGAACCAAAUUUUCAGAGAUUCCCAUGUUUGAAGUCUCUUUCUUUGGGCCAUGUUAGUAUUUCUGCAUUGGAUUUGAAUCUGUUGCUGGCUGCUUGUCCGAAGAUUGAAUCCUUGGAGCUUGUUGCUCCUGAAAUCCUGAUUUCGGAUCCUCAGGUGACUGUUGAGUUGGCUAGUUCAAAGUUGAAGAAUGUUUAUGUGGAAGGGAUCAGUUUGGACAGGUUUAUAUUGGAGGCGGAUAGUAUCGAGCGUUUGCAUUUGAAAGAUUGUGUUCUUGAUGUUUUUGAACUCCUUGGAAAGGGGACGUUGAAGCAUUUUGAGGUUGAUAAAGUUAGUAUAAUACAUCUUGAAAUUGGUGAUACUCAUGAAAAUCUUGAGAUUGUAGAUAUUAGCAGCUUCACAAUUAUAUGGCCAAAUUUCCACCAGAUGAUCACCAGAUUCACAAAAUUGAGAAGACUUCGGCUAUGGGACAUAGAUUUUGGAGAAGAAGAUGAGAUAGUUGAUUUAGAAACCAUUGCUGUCUGUUUUCCUCAGCUGAGGUCAUUGAGUUAUGAUUUGAAAGAAUGGGUGCUUCUCCAUGGAUUGCAAGGGGAUAUAAACUUGGAGAAUGUUGUUGUUGUGGAGCUAAGAUGGACAACACUUAAUGAUUUGUUUACACAUUGGGUUGAAGGGAUACUAAACCGUUGUCCUAAUCUUCAAAAGUUAGUAAUUUACGGGACUGUUUCGGGGGCUAAAGCUCGUGAAGAAUGUCAGAUUCUAGCCAACUUUACCACAUCCAUUGUUCAGCUCAUGAGAAGAUUUAUACAUGUAGAUGUGCAGUUUGAGUAUGAGUAGAUAUAUGUUAAAAGUCAUUUCGAGAAUGGUUUCGGAAUACGCAGGCAACGGUAUGCAGAGCCCCCUACCCGAUUGUUUGUGUAUUUUAUUCUUAUGUUUUGAUUCACUUCCUCAGUUUUUAGUCACCUCAUUUGUAGUGUUACUUACACUGUUAUAGUAUACCUUGUAAAUUUAUUACUUGUUUUGGAGUAAUUGGUUGUUUUCUUGUUAUUAACAUUAUUACUUUUAAAAAGGUGAGCUUGGGAUUUCACUUUUGAGCUUCA
Molecule: messenger RNA, 1719 nt
Organism: Humulus lupulus (European hop)
Lineage: Eukaryota; Viridiplantae; Streptophyta; Magnoliopsida; Rosales; Cannabaceae
Product: F-box/LRR-repeat protein At1g67190
Exons: 2
Coding region: 191-1456 (421 amino acids)
Molecular function (GO): protein binding
Source: RefSeq, a predicted model, not a curated record